Molecule: messenger RNA, 1779 nt
Organism: Hyla sarda
Lineage: Eukaryota; Metazoa; Chordata; Amphibia; Anura; Hylidae
Gene: MRPS24
Product: mitochondrial ribosomal protein S24
Exons: 4
Coding region: 53-568 (171 amino acids)
Biological process (GO): translation
Cellular component (GO): mitochondrion
Source: RefSeq, a predicted model, not a curated record
GGCAAGGUCACGUGUUUCCUCCCUACGGAUAGCGUUAUGGUACAUUCCAAAGAUGGCGGCGCCCUUGUGUAGUGCAGUGAGCCGGGUGCAGGUUUUGCUGAGAGGACUAGAAGGCGCGGCCCCCCGACAUUCUCUGCUCCGCUGUAUUCAGACCAGCGCUGUCUGCUUAAAGAACCGUGCAGCACGAGUACGUGUGGGUAAAGGAGACAAGCCAGUGACCUAUGAAGAGGCUCAUCCCCCCCAUCACAUCGCCCAUAGGAAAGGCUGGCUCUCUCAACACACAAGUAACCUAGAUGGUGAAGAAGGUGCCGCAGAACGCACCAUAGAGGACGUCUAUAUCCGCAGAUUUAUGUAUGGCACGUUCCACGGCUGCCUGGCCAACGAAGUUGUGAUCAAGCGGCGCGCCAAUCUCAUUGUGAUAUGCGCCAUACUGGUCCGCAAGCUGCCUGCGCAGAAGUACUACUUUCUGACUGGCUACACUGAAGAAUUGCUGUCCUACCUGUACAAAUGUCCUGUGAAGCUGGAAUUACAGACAGUGGAGGAGAAAGUCAUUUAUAAGUAUCUGUGAGGUCUACCUUGUAUGUAUAGCAGUGUUCCCCAACCUGGGUGCCUCCAGCUGUUGCAAAACUACAACUCCCAGCAUGCCCGGACAGCCGAAGGCUGUCCGGGCAUGCUGGAAGUUGUAGUUUUGCAACAGCAGGUGGCACCCUGGUUGGAAACCACUGGCCUAUAGGAAUGAACCACAGAUGCUGUUCGUUGUGGAAAUGGACUGCUCUCUAUUGUGUUCUGAUCUUCACACGUUGUCACCCUGGGGUUUUGUAUGAUAGUAAAAUAGAAUUGUAUUUAAACUAUAUAUAUAUAGUUGAGUGGCUAUGUGGUGUCUGGGGUGUUGCAAUGAUAUUACAGGGUCUGGUGGUAUUAACCUUUACUUGUCGUGACGCCAGGGUGAGGUUUGCUUAGUAUUAGAGGUCCUGCCGCCAACCGGCCCACAUACGGCAGGGAUAAUAACCGGAAUGUCCACAGCAGGAUUUAUGAGAUAACUGGAAACUUUUGCUUGAACUUUUAGGCAACAGUCUUUACAAUGAAACAGUUUCUCCUGAGGUAACCGGAAUGCAGGUUCCUCACAGGCUUUGCUGGGACUGGUAGUAAUGAGCUUUAUGCAGGCCACUGUGCUACUAGUUAAGGGAUUCGAGAGGAAUAGUAGUCACACAGGAUUUGUAGGUUGAGCUUUAUAACUCACGGUUUUAGUAGCUGCUAAUCCUUUAGGCUUUGGCCUAGAUGCGAUGAAUUUAGAUGUGCUCGGCUGAAAUCCAGGAGAUAAGAGAGAGAAUUUAGUGACUACAGUCCUUUAUAUAAUAAGGGGCUAGACUAAGCUCAUUGGCCAGCAAACCUGUAAGUCCUGAAUCCAGUGAACUCUGGGUACAUCACAUGACCCAGGAAAGUCCUUACACAUAUGUACAUUCACAACUGUAGAUCACAUGACCUGGGAAGGUCCUAUACAUUUACUUCUCCUAUACAUUAAAUAAUGUAAGCUAGAUAUAGAAAAAGAAGAGAGCAGAGCUUCCUCUGAGUGUAGUGUGUUUUAUAACAUCAGGUAUAGGUCAAUGUGGAUAUAUUCCACUAUAGGUGUCCGCUCACCUUGUGGGGUUGUGUGCCAGACACAACCACCAUGAAGUGCUUGUCAGUGUUUUUACGGAGCUGCCUCCCGGGAAUCAGAGCGGGGUGUCCCUCUCUGAUCUGGAACAUCGAGUAGAAACAGGAGAAAAAGCCGGGAUCUGU